Schistosoma spindalis is the source of this 3673-nucleotide messenger RNA. The record is from the annotation of a GenBank genome assembly. Lineage: Eukaryota; Metazoa; Platyhelminthes; Trematoda; Strigeidida; Schistosomatidae.
GUUUAUACAUUCAUCAUAAUAAAACUGAUUCAUUUGUACGAAAUCUAUUGUUGUUAUUUAAAAAAAGAAAAGAAAAUAUAGUAAAUAGUUACGCAAUAACAAAUAACGAUAACAUAUGAUGACUGCAUUGGCUAUUAAAUAUGAAGCUGAUUUUUCUAAUCAAGAGAAUAAAAUGGGAAUAAAUUUUAAAUCUGAUACGAAACAAUACAUUGAAUUAGAUGAUAAAUUAAUGAAUCCUACUAUAAAUGGAUCAAAUGAUGCCAAUGUGAAAUAUUCAUCAUCAUCAUUUUCGACGAUAGGAACAGCGGCUACAGUAGAAUUUACACCAUUAUCAUCGACAACCAUCUCAACAACAAUAACGCCAUCAUCAUUGUCUUCAUCAAAAUUAUCACAAUGUGUUGGUUGUGGUUUAAUAAUUUACGAUCCAUUUAUGUUAAAUGUUCAACCAAAUUUGAAAUGGCACAUACGUUGUUUAAAUUGUUCAAAAUGUUUACGUUCAUUGAUGAAUGAUUCAACUUGUUAUGUACGUGAUUGUAAAGCAUAUUGUAGGGAAGAUUAUUUUAAUAAUUUCCUAUAUCGUUGUGCUGGAUGUUAUCGAUUGAUUGAUAAAAUGGAUUUAGUAUUUCGUAUACGAUCACGUACAUUUCAUUUAGAUUGUUUUCGUUGCGUUAUUUGUGAGAAACUAUUACAGCCAGGUGAAGAAAUCGCUUAUAGAAAUGAACAAGUCUAUUGUUUAAUACAUUCUCAUCUUAUACAAAAAUUUCCAAAAAUCAAUCAUCACCAUCAUAAUGGUGAAAAUGACAAUAACAAUGAUACUACUACUAAUACUAUUAUUAAUAAUACUAUCCAUACUGAAAAUAGUAACGAUGUAGAAACAUUACAGUUAAUGUCAAGUAAUCAUUUUAUCAAUAAUAUGAAAAAUGCCAGUCACAAUAACAACGAUGGAAAUAAAAAUCAUGACAAUAAUAAUGUUCAAAUCAAUAAUACUGAUCCUCAUAAUAUGAAUCAAUCGAUUAUUGAACAAGUAGAAAUCAAUAUUGUCCCAGGUACAAGUCUUAUUACCAAUACUACUUGUUAUAAAAAUGGUAGUAAUAUGAAUAUGAAUCAAUCAACAUUUACGAAACAUUGUCAUGAACCAUUUAUUACAGAUGAUAUGAAAAGUUUGAAAUCUGAUAUAAAAGGUCUUUUACCAAAUUUAUUAUCACAUCAGACAGAUGAUAUACAGUUAAUGACAAUGAAAUCAAUUUAUUGUAACGAUAAUAAUACUACUAAUAAUAAUGUGACUAAUAUGGAAUUGACUCCUGAUAUGGAAAAUGGUUUGAUAUAUGAGAAUUUAUGUAAUUCAUCGUCUACAACAAUAUCAAUGCCAACAAUACAUACUACUGUUGCUUUUACCGAUGUGCAUAAUAAUAACAGUAAUAAUGGUAAUGAUAAUGGUAAUAAUUAUCUGAACAAAUUAAUGAAUAAUCGAAGUUCUGUGUGUAAUUCUAGUUUAAUGAAUCCAUUAAAUGAGAAUAUCUGUCCUAAUUCACCAGAUAGUUCAUUCGGUGCAAUUAUUCAAGAUAUUGAUAGUCCAAUGUCAGAUAGCAGCGAUGAUUUAAGCCGUGAAGAUGAAGAUUUCAGUUUACUUGGUAUGAGUGAAUCGAAUACAACUGGUUUAUCUGAAAAUGGUGUAGCAUUAAAUGGAUCCAAUUCUCUAUCUAUUAACAACUCUGCAUUAAAUCAUAAUUUAUACGGAAAUUUUAAUCAAAGUCAUUUAAUCAAUACUGGAGGUAGUGGAAGUCUUACUGGAAGUACAAGCAGUAGUGGGACAAGUGUCACUAGUGGUCUUGGUGAUGAAGUAGUUCAUAGUGUAGUUAUAUCACGUGGUACUAGUGGAUUGAAUAGUGGUAGUUGUGGAAUUGGUGGUAUUGGAUCUAGACCAUCAUCAGGAAAAUCCGGUGGAAGUAAACGAUCAAAAGAUCAAAAAACAACUCGGGUUAGAACUGUACUAAAUGAAAAACAAUUACAUACUUUAAGAACAUGUUAUGCUGCUAAUCCAAGACCAGAUGCUUUAAUGAAAGAACAAUUAGUUGAAAUGACAAGUUUAAGUCCACGUGUUAUACGUGUUUGGUUUCAAAAUAAACGAUGUAAGGAUAAAAAAAGACAAUUAUUAUUAAAACAAAUGGAACAACAUCAGCAGAAUGGUGGACGUCCCGGUAGUUUACAUGGUAUUUCAUUGAUUGCACAAAGUCCUGUUCGUAAUGAUGUGAACUUAAUGUGUGCGAAUUCCGGCAUUGAUGUACAUCAUAUCCCAGGACCAUAUUGGAAUACACAAAAUGUACAAAAUGAUUUAAAUUCACGAUCAACCAAUGGAUUAUAUCGAUCACAUAGUCCUUCUAAUUUAUCAUUAAAUCAAUCAAAUAAUAAAUUGAUUAGACAAUCAACUGAAAAUACCUCAUUAUCAACUUCAUCACCGAAUUCAUUAAUAAAUUAUCAUACAAAUUCAUUAAAUGAUCACCCAAUUACCAAUUAUUCAUCUGGGUGCUUAUUAAAUCCAACAAUGUCUAAUUUAAUCCCACCACCUCCGACCCUACCACAACCAUUAUUACAAACAUCAUCAUUAACAGGAAUUCCAUCUUUAUUGUCAAAUUCAUCCACUCCUUCAUGUAUAUCAUCAUCAGGACAAAAUUUCAAUUGUAUUCAGUCAAAUAACUUCAGUAAUUCAUCAUUAAAUUUACCAAUGACGGGAACAACAACAAAUGAUAUCUCUUCAGCAAAUCAUUUAAGAUGUAAUAGUUUAUUAAUUCCUUCAAAUGGUAACAAUGUGGAUACUACUGUUAUUAAUACUACAACUACCGCUAAUACUAAUUCAAAUAAUGCUACUAAUAAUAGUAGUACAAACAUGAAUCAAUCACAUUUUUUAAAUGAACGCUCAGCGCCAUCAUUUCAACAGUUGGUAAGAAUAUUUUAAUAUGAUAAUCUUUACAAAAAAGGAUAUUAGAAUUGAUUACGAUAACAGGAGUCUAAUGAUAUGAAUACAUUCAUUAGAUUAUUAUAAAUUACAAUUUCCUCAAUUAAUGAUAUUGUAUUCCACAAGUACAUAUAUAUAUAUGAAUUCACAGACACAAAAUGCACAUUUCACUGUUAAUUUGAUAACAAGUUUAAUUACCUAUCAAAGUUAUGAACUUUUGUUCAUUAUGUUGAAUGACCUUGAAAAAAUAAUAAUAAACAUAAACAAACAAACCACGUAUAUGUUGUUAACAGACAUUUUAUUUGACUAACUUUAAUUGAACUGUAACAAAUUGAAAAAAUUUUUAAAAUUUUGGUCUUGUGGUCUCUACUAUAUGUAUUGUGGUAUCCAAUAAUCUAAUAAUUUUGUAUCUGAGAAAAUGUAUCUAAAAUUCUGUUUUACUAAAAAUGUAUUAAACAGUAAAGAAAUGAGAAUCGCUUUAAUCUCAAUAAAUUAUUUAGUAUAAUCGAUUGACAGGUUAAAUUAAUACAUUAGAUCAAAGUAGAUGUCAGUUGACUGUAAUAGAUUAUAAUAUUCAUCAACAACUAAAAUAAAAAAAAUUGAACAGAAUGUUGUAUGGAAAUAUUUCCAGGAUAUUUCCAGAAUUUUUAGCUCUAUUUAUUUAUUCAAAUAAACUGUUUCGAAUUUUUCUAAAUGAAUUAUUGACUUUCACCAUCAUGG